UAGCCAAAUUUUGCAAUCUACAGUAUUAGUACUACCUGAAUUAAAGGAACAUCGUCAUGAAAAAUUUCAACUAGAGAAAUUAUGAGACCACGUUACAAAUGGUUCUAAAUUUGGACACAAAUGUCAUUUCACCUCCAAUAAAUUGCCUAUAUAUAUUGGUACAUUUGGUUGAUAAUCAAAUACUAUAGUAGAUAAACCAUGAAAACUUCAUGUUCUCUUUGCAUCCUCUUCGCCUCCGUUCUCCUCCACCUCUGCCUUGUCCCCGCCCCCGCCACCGCCCUCCUUGACCCUACCACGGUGUCAUCUUCUGACAUCGUCCUCGAUGACACGGACUAUAUACGCUCGAGUUGUAAGACCACUUUGUAUCCGGAUACCUGCUACCACUCACUAAAUCACUUCGCAACCGCGGUACAACAAGACCCCGGUCGCCUAGCUCGCGUAGCUAUUGGAGUAAGCCUAGCCAAAGCUAAGCGCAUGUCAGCUUUCGUUUCCAACCUAUCACGCGAAGCUGACUAUGGAGCACAGCCACGAGCUGUGGCUGCGCUGCACGACUGCUUCUCCGUCUUUGGAGACGCAGUCGACCAAAUACGCGACUCACUGAGUCAAAUGCGUAGGCUUGGGGGUUCGAGUGAGUCGUUGAGGUUUCAAAUGAGUAAUGUCCAGACAUGGAUGAGUGCAGCGUUGAGCAAUGAAGACACUUGCACUGAUGGAUUCGAGGAUGUGAGUGAUGAUGAACCUUUGAAAUCGGAAGUUUGUGAUCGUGCAGGGAAGGUCAAGGAGGUCACCAGUAAUGCUUUGGCUUUUAUAAACAGUUUUGCCAAUAACAUAUGAAUGCUUUGGCUUGAGUCUGAUAUAUAGACUCCUACUGACCAUGUUAAUUGUUGACAAGUUUUGGAUGCAUCCAUCAUAUAUCUGUUUAUCUAUGCUAGUGUCUCCGUUUUAGUUUGUUUGUCUGAUUUUGAUUUGAUACAGAGUUUUAAGAAAGCAAAUUGUAUUGAUAUAUUUUGGUAGGAACAAGUUCUUUGUUGUAGCAA
Capsicum annuum is the source of this 1034-nucleotide messenger RNA. RefSeq names its product pectinesterase inhibitor 7. The transcript has a single exon. Gene Ontology annotation, molecular function: enzyme inhibitor activity. Bases 199 to 831 code for a protein of 210 amino acids. Gene Ontology annotation, biological process: negative regulation of catalytic activity. The record is from RefSeq and is a predicted model, not a curated record. Lineage: Eukaryota; Viridiplantae; Streptophyta; Magnoliopsida; Solanales; Solanaceae.